Molecule: messenger RNA, 1840 nt
Organism: Chlamydomonas reinhardtii
Lineage: Eukaryota; Viridiplantae; Chlorophyta; Chlorophyceae; Chlamydomonadales; Chlamydomonadaceae
Exons: 5
Coding region: 247-1167 (306 amino acids)
Source: RefSeq, a predicted model, not a curated record
AUUGCUUACAUUGCUGCUUUAUCAAGAAUUCGACGCAAGCCAUAUAGACACGACUUGGGUGCAUUCCUCAGCACUGCUUCUGUAUGCUUCGAUAAACUUGUUAUAUGAUGGCAUCAUGUUCUGGCAGUGUCUUUAAUUAACGAGAGGGCUAAACAAUAGUGCUCUAGGCGCGCGGCCUCUGGCGCUGGCUAGGCCGCAGCGUCGGCAUUAUUCUGCGUUGCCAAAGCUACUAGCAGUUCAGCAGCGAUGGCGCGGAACCUGGUGUGGAAGGACCUCAGCUCGGCACAGCUCGAGUCCAUCCGCCACCCGCACCCAAAGAAGGGCCUUACCGGGCGGGACUUAUUAGCCAAGUACACGGGGCUUAACGACUACCAGACCAACCCAAAGACGGCCAUACACCUGGACCUAUACGUGCACACGUUGCAGUUUGGGGACACGCUAAAGUUCACAGAUGACAAGCUGUCAGGGCUGUUCUCCAUUGUAAAACUGGUGCACCACCGCUCCAUUGACGAGCAGCUCACCAUGGAGCGCUCCUUCCUGCUCUUCAAGGAGCUGCUGCUUGCGCAUAGCGUGCAGCGGCCGCCCUACAGCGUUGGGCUGUUCUCGUUCAUGGAGAUGCAGAAGGUGAUGGACUGGAUGCUGGACAGCUACUACCGCCACUACAAGCUGUACAUGUACAGCUACACAAACAGGGUGACUCUGAGCGCCGCCUCGGCACACCCCAGCGACGUGGUGGAGCUGGCGCCGGAGCUGCCGCCGCUGCAGGAGGCGCUCACGCAGGAGCAGCACGAGGCCAUCCUCACGGAGGAGGAGCGCAAGCGGGAGCAGGAGGAGGCGGCCGCCGCGGCUGCCGCUGCGGAGGCUGAGGAGGCUGAGCGGCAGGCGCGGCUGCAGGAGGAGUACGAGGCGGCCAUUCCGGAGGAGGUCAAGGACCGCGUGGCGUCAGCGGUGGAGAAGGAGCUGGCGCGGCUUCAAAAGGCCAUGGAGGAGCAGUUCACGGCGCAGACGGCCACGCUCAUGGCGAAAAUCGCGACACUGGAGGCGGGCGGGGGGCCGCCCGCGCCGGCCGCCGCCGCCGCCGCCGGUGCCGUGCGGCCGCCCAGCAGCCAACCGCCCGCGGCGGCGGCGGCAGCUGCAGUGAAGCCGCCGUCGGCCAAGCCGUCGUGAUGGGCUCAUAGAGUGUGUGUGUGUGUGUGUGUGUGUGUGUGUGUGUGUGUGUGUGUGUUUGUGUGUGUGUGUGUGUGUGUUGGAGCAUAGAUCGUGGAGGUGGAAUGGAGCAUAGGUUGAGGGGAGCAGGGCAGGUUGGAACGGACUGGAUAAGGGCUUGUGUACUGAUGAGAUACGGCUGAAGGGUACGCCGGCUGUGCUCUCACUAGUACAAUGCCCUCCACGGGUGCGGCUUGCCCCCACGGUAUUAGGGCCAUCCGUGGCUCUCGCCAACGCCGCGUCCCCACGCGCCGAAGCAAUGAUGCGUUUGCGCCUCGGACAAACGACCACUCAGGACGGUGUAAGAGGGCUAGCGUUAGCGAAGUGUUUGCUAGUGAAUGCGAAUGCAAGACGCCGUCGCGAGCUCCAGGCUAGCAAUAAACAUCACGAAAGAAGUUAGUGUCAGCGGCAAUGCGGUUACUUGUUACCUUCGAGACGAGACACUGGUGCGCGCUCCACGCUGCUCCGCAUUCGGCACGCCAAACGGAGUCCGAGUGUCGUGGAGACUGCUGCCGCUUGCAGGGGCGGACGUGUUCCAGCUCGCAACUAGGCUGCUGCCAUUCGCCGCGACAACGCGUAACCCACAAAAUGCACCCACCUGGAACGGAGCCAGGCGUUAUGUACCCGAUACCCA